AUGCGCCGGUGCCAGGUGAGGUGGACGAGGGGGGUGCGGGGAGGGGAGGGUGAGGUGGGGAGGGGGGAGGUGGUGGGGGGAGGGCGCAGUGGGGAGGGGGAGGUGGGAGGGGAGGGCGCAGUGGGGAAGGUGGAGGGUCGGGGAGCGGAGGGCGCAGUGAGGACGGGGGAGGGUGGGGAGGGGAAGGCGCAGUGGGGAAGGGGGAAGGUCGCGGCGCUGCCCGUUGCCGCGUCAGACGUGGGUGCAUGUUUGCCCACGCUCCCACACCUCUCCGCUUUUCCGCUUCUCGCCCCCACAUCACUCCCUCUUCUCCUUCCCGCGAACCCCUCCCCACCUCUCCGUCACCUUCCCCCCUUCCUCUCCACCACACCUCUCUGCCCGCCUCUCUCCUGCCCACUUCCCCAAGCCCGCCUCCCCCUCUAUCCGUCCUACCCGCCACCCUUCACCUCCCUCUCCCCCAUUGCCCAACCCCUUGUGGGCCUGGCCAUAAUGGCAGCAGCUGCUGCACGCACCUCGGGGAGAGAGAGGGGCCAAGCUGAGGUGCUGUGCGGAGAUAGAAGCACAGCGGGCAGCACUGCCAGUGGUGGCGGGGGAGGGGCAGGUGCGCGUGGUGUGGGGGAAAGGGCAGGUGCGCGUGGUGUGGGGGAAAGGGCAGGUGCUGUGGUGUGGGGGAAAGGGCAGGUGCUGUGGUGUGGGGGAAAGGGCAGGUGCUGUGGUGUGGGGGGAAGGGCAGGUGCUGUGGUGUGGGGGAAAGGGCAGGUGCUGUGGUGUGGGGGAAUUGCAGGUGCGAGCGGUAUGGGGAAGGGCCAGGUGCUUGGGACUGUUUCAGCACUCACGGGCCUCGAGCUUUGGGAGCUUGACAAAAUGGCUCGCUAA
Messenger RNA from Closterium sp. Naga37s-1, 876 nucleotides. NCBI's taxonomy places the organism in Eukaryota, Viridiplantae, Streptophyta, Zygnematophyceae, Desmidiales, Closteriaceae. The record is from the annotation of a GenBank genome assembly.